This is a messenger RNA of Lipotes vexillifer (Yangtze River dolphin), 675 nucleotides long. It is a transcript of the gene RAB32, whose product is annotated as RAB32, member RAS oncogene family. Bases 1 to 675 code for a protein of 224 amino acids. Gene Ontology annotation, biological process: endosome to lysosome transport; phagosome-lysosome fusion. Gene Ontology annotation, molecular function: GTPase activity; GTP binding. Gene Ontology annotation, cellular component: Golgi apparatus; phagocytic vesicle; lysosome. Lineage: Eukaryota; Metazoa; Chordata; Mammalia; Artiodactyla; Lipotidae. The transcript has 4 exons. The record is from RefSeq and is a predicted model, not a curated record.
AUGGCGGGCGGCGGAGCCGGGGACCCGGGCCGGGGGGCGGCCGCCGCCACGGUGCCCGAGACCCGCGAGCACCUCUUCAAGGUGCUGGUCAUCGGCGAACUUGGCGUGGGCAAGACCAGCAUCAUCAAGCGCUACGUCCACCAGCUCUUCUCCCAGCACUACCGGGCCACCAUCGGGGUGGACUUCGCUCUCAAGGUCCUCAACUGGGACAGCAGGACGCUGGUGCGCCUGCAGCUGUGGGACAUCGCGGGGCAGGAACGGUUUGGCAACAUGACCCGAGUAUAUUACAAAGAAGCUGUUGGUGCUUUCAUUGUCUUUGAUAUAUCGAGAGGUUCCACGUUUGAAGCUGUUUUAAAAUGGAAAAAUGAUCUGGAUAGUAAAGUCCAUCUUCCAAAUGGCAACCCUAUUCCUGCUGUCCUCUUAGCUAACAAAUGUGACCAGAGAAAAGACAGUGGCCAGAAUACUCCCCAGAUGGACCAGUUUUGCAAAGAACAUGGCUUCACUGGAUGGUUUGAAACCUCUGCAAAGGAUAACAUAAACAUAGAUGAAGCAUCCCGGUUCCUAGUGGAGAACAUUCUUGCCAACCACCAAAGCUUCCCUAAUGAAGAAAACGACGGCAGAGUUAAACUGGAUGAGGAGACCGUGAAAAAAGAGAACAAAUCCCAGUGCUGUUGA